CAUGAAAUUAUCUGCCAGAGACUUGGUAGGAGGCUACAUAACCGGCUCACAGAGGUACACGACCCUCUUUAAGCGCAACUUUGGCUGGCUGCUAGCGGUAUUCGUGUACAUCACGGUCAUGCUGUCAGCGAUACAGGUAGCGCUGGCGACAGGGCGGUUCGAGGACGAUAUGGGGUUCCAGCAGUUUUCGUACGGUAUGGCGAUCGCGGCUAUAGCACUUGUCAUCGCUGCGACUAUUGUUGCGCUCUUGAUCUAGGCUGGGCUUUUCUGUUUUCACUUUAUCUCGAGUAUCUAUUACAAUAGGCGGAUAUUAUUGCGGAGACAACGAUAGGAAGACGGUUCACAUCGACAAUGGCGCCCGCUCUCGUACUCAAAUUGAGCCACGAUGAUCUGGCCAAAAACAUGUAAACGCUAGCUGAGGAAUGAGGCGU
This is a messenger RNA of Microdochium trichocladiopsis, 431 nucleotides long. RefSeq lists its product as uncharacterized. The transcript has a single exon. NCBI's taxonomy places the organism in Eukaryota, Fungi, Ascomycota, Sordariomycetes, Xylariales, Microdochiaceae. The record is from RefSeq and is a predicted model, not a curated record. The annotation marks the transcript as partial.